AGACACCGUCUUCUCCAGGACCCUGCCAUGAGUGCUUCCUUAUGGCCAAAGGAGAUAGCGCUCUGGCCAGGCAAAGGGCUCUGGGCUGGGACAGAGACCCAAGUUAAUGUUUGGCUUUGCCACAAUGUGCUGUAUGACUUUGGGCAAUUGUUUAACAUCUCCAGGCCUUGAAAAAGGGCAAGGAUGGACCUCGAUAAGCUAAUGUCUUGUCUAGUUUGAAAAGUCUGAUCCUGAAGAUCCCAUUGCUUUCCUGUUUCCCACCCAGUCCUUUGCUUGGCCACCACCUACAGCCUGUGCAGCGAAGGAGAACUGCUUGUACACAUUUUGCUAGGUCCUCUCUCCUUCCCCAUCAUAACUGAAUGGAAAAGGAGAGAGUUGGGGCUAUUCUGAGUGAGUGCUUUUAGUGCUAGUAGCUACCAAGCUUUGAAAUGUGCAUCACUAUUAGGCCCACUUCCUGAAAACAGAUUUCUUUUAAGGAAAAAAUGUAUCAGUAAACUCUUAGCAUACAGAAUUUUUAUUUCAUCUGCCCCUGGGGCAAGAAUGGCAAUCCCUAGGCAGAAUUCCCUCAACAAAUAUUAGUGAGCAUCUUCUGUGUGCAGGGAUUCGGCAGAGAGGAGUAGGACAUGGUCACUGUUCUCAGCACAGAACCAAGGACUGAGAAUCCUUCCCCAAAGAGAAGGGCCCCUGACACCUUGGCAGGGGACAAAUGAGGGGAGAUGGGGUGGCCCUUUUGAUUCCAGAACCCACUUAGCUGAUUAUCUGGGAAUCCUCGAGAAGGUCUGGAACAGUUCCUGACCAGGGCAGGGUAGAGCUCAGUUCUAUCCUGUCCCUAAGAUCUGAUCUCCUGGUCCCUUUUGCUGUUCUGUCCAGCCAAAAGUAAAGAAGCCCCCUGGCCACCUUGGGCUGAGAUUACUUCCCCAGGUCACAUCAGCUCCCCCCAGAAGUCAAAGGACCUUGCGAGCAAACCAGGGUAUUCAAGCCCCCAGACUGCAGUCAUAGUUCCUGCCCCAGGGGCUGUGCUUAAGACGGGCUUACUGCAGGGCCCUGAGCCCAUCGAGAUGGGGUCUGCUCCCAUUGGGGCUGUGGCAGGCUGGAGUGUGGUGGGUACUCUGCUCGCACAGCCGGGCCAGGGCUAAAGGCACACAGUCCCUGCCUCCUUAGAAACUCACAGCCCAACCUCCCUUUACCCCCACAUUUGCAAGCACUCUGGGAAUGCGGCAGGGCCCCCUCCCUCCCUGGUGCUAUCCCUGCACCUGCGAGGUCUCUGUCACACACCACCUUCCUGAGACGCCCGGAGAGAGAAUUGAGCAGAAGAGCUUCAGCAUCCAAAACUCCACAACCCUGAAAGCCGCCAAAGCAGAACAUUUGGGUGAACGGGGACCCCUUCUAGGCCGGCCUGUUGGUGCUGCCGGGCGCUCCCUGUCCACUCGGCUGACAAAAAGCCUUAGGACGGUACCCAGUUCCCGAGAUUUCUGGUCAGAGAUGGCAGACUCAGCUCCGGGCUGGGGAGCAGAGGGUACCAGGCUCGCCCGGCUUUUUGGAAAAGCCGGUCGGUAGGGUCCAAGGACCUAGGUAGUAGACGCAGGGAGCCGACGUCCGCAUUCCAAAAGGGCGCCCCUUGGACGCGGAGGCUGGCAUCGUGAAGUGCAGGGAGUUCUGGAAGUGCUUCGGCUUCGACAGUCCCCGCAUGGGCCCCUCCCGCUCCUCUGAGCGUCUAAGGGCCAUAGCGGCCCUUCUCCACCACCGCCCUCAACAACCCUCGCGGAGCGGGUUACCGCCUGCCCGAGCCAGCACGCAUGAAGCGCGCCGCGCACGCUCCUGGAUCAGCGGCGGCCCCGCCCCUCGCCCGCCUUGGCCCGCCCCUUUCACCCUCCGGGGCGGGACUAAGCUCGGCUUCCGCCGGAAGUCCGGCGUCCAGCCGAAAAUCAGGCCCUGGAGCUGGGGGUCUUGGGUUCUGCGGCUGCCACAUCCAGCGCGCAGCUCUACCCUUGUCUCCGGCGCCCCAACUCAGGUUUUUCCCACCCACACCUUACGAGGUCCUAGGCCUCACGCCAUCUCCCACAAUCUAAUUCCAUCUGCAAAUUAGCGCAGAACCUGAAGCCAGAAAAGGAACCUAUUUCUGGCCUCACUUCCCACACUGUCCUGCGCGUCCGCCCGGGCCCCCACCGCCCGGACCAUGGCCCAGAAGCCGAAGGUGGACCCCCACGUCGGGCGGCUGGGAUAUCUGCAGGCGCUGGUCACGGAAUUCCAGGAGACGAAGAGCCAAGACGCCAAGGAGCAAGUACUGGCCAACCUCGCCAACUUCGCCUAUGAUCCCGGCAACUACCAGUAUCUGCGGCAGCUGCAGGUCCUUGAUUUAUUCCUCGAUUCGCUGUCAGAGGAGAAUGAAACCCUGGUGGAGUUUGCUAUUGGAGGCCUCUGCAACCUGUGCCCAGACAAGGCCAACAAGGAGCACAUCCUGCAGACAGGGGGCAUCCCGCUCAUCAUCAACUGCCUGUCCAGUCCCAAUGAGGAGACCGUGCUGUCUGCUGUCACCACGAUCAUGCACCUGACCUCACCAGGCCCCGGCUCCCACCCCGAGCUGACCGCUAGGCCUGUGGUCCAGUGCAUGCUGCGCUUCUCUCUCUCGGCCAACACGAGACUCCGGAAUCUGGCCCAGAUCUUCCUGGAAGAUUUCUGUUCCCCAAGCCAGGUGGCUGAAGCCCGCAGCUGGCAGGCCCAUUCUGCCCUGGGUAUCCCACUGCCAAGGACCGAGGCCCCAAAACAGCCCUGACUGAAGGAGACCUCAAGGCCACGGCACCCUUGCUAGAGACAAGACCACAAUCCUGGGGAUGGACUCAGCGUAGCCAAGCAGCAUAGCUUCCACUGAGCUGCUUCUCCCCAAGUGGGGCCUUUUCAGCCGCUUUAAAGGUGAGUCUCCUGAGUGGCAGGUAUUUACACUGCAGUGAAAGGCAUUAGGAGAUGCGUGAAGCAGGACUGAGAUGCGGAGAAGGAAACCCAAGGCAGUACCCUUUUCAUAGGUGAACUGCAGGUGAAGCUCCUGCCUCCUGACCUGGCCCACUGCCAGGCUUUCAGCCUCAUGUAAGGAGUAGCUGGGUCCCUACAUCUGAGGCUGUGCAGAAGAGGGUUCUCGGGAGCAGCAGCUGGGCCUGGGCCUUAGGGAACUGCUUGUGCUUGGAGAAAUAGGAGUUAUCCCAGAACAAAUUUUUGGAGUAGUUUGGAGGAAUAGAAAUGAGAAGCCUUGUUAAAACUAUCUUGGGGCUCUGGGAAGGUGACACACCCAUUUCAGAGCUAUGGGGGCUGGAUACCUGCCCUGCAAGCUCUCCAGUCUGGGCACUGGGUGUGGUGGACACCAGCCUGGAGAACUCUAUAGCCCAGGAUUAACCAUUUGUCCACAAAGGCUUAUCUGCCAGGCACCGUGUUAGGGCUUAGAAGACAAAUGAUGUUAAUGCAGUCAUCAGGAAUUAAGGCUAAGGCCAAGACACAUCAGAUUACAGGCACAAACCCUCGGAGCUGCGUCAUCCCCCCUCGCCACUCCAUGGUCUCUGCCUGAAAGCCCUGGCCCCCCUCCUCUGCCAUCAAGGUUAGAGGGCGUACCUGCCCUGAGAAGCACAGCUCAGGCCCAGGAUGGCUUCCAGGAUGCAGGGAAGAUGGGCUCAAGCGAGACCGAGGGUCAAAUACUGGUAUAAAGUGGGUGGCUCACAGCCCCCAGUGUACGCCCAUCAGCACAGGAGAGGUGGGACUCAUGGAAAGCUGGGGUCAGGAGUGACGGAGGAGGUUCUAUACUCCCUUAAGGUUGACCUCUUACAGGGCAAAGGGAAUGCAGAGUGAAAAAAAAAAGAAGUGAGAAAAGGUGUCUCCAGAAAUGGAGCAGAGACAGCCCUGCCCAAGGGGAGCUCCCACUCCUGGGCGCCCUGUGGGGACCGGCCCCCGGCUCCUGGGUGGCCCUGUGGGGUCGGACUCCCUGCUCCAGGAAGCGCUGUGGGGACGGGGGUCCCCGCACCUGGAUGAUGUGCGGGGACCGGCUCUCCACUCCCGGGCGGCCCCCGCUGCGCCCUCGCCCGUUGCCCACCGCCAGGUCGGGCCGCAGUGCUCCUCCGUACUGCUCGCGGGCGAGGGAACCAUGGCGCUCGUCCAGCGCCGCGUGCGGCUCCCCAGGGAAGCGGCGGCGGAAGUCGCGCUGGAGGCCGGCCUCAAAGUCUGCCCGCACGCCGUCCAUGUCCACCAGCACCCUCACGGGCUGUGAUCGCUGUGCCGCCAUC
Molecule: messenger RNA, 4262 nt
Organism: Manis javanica (Malayan pangolin)
Lineage: Eukaryota; Metazoa; Chordata; Mammalia; Pholidota; Manidae
Gene: ARMC7
Product: armadillo repeat containing 7
Molecular function (GO): protein binding
Source: RefSeq, a predicted model, not a curated record